Monosiga brevicollis MX1 is the source of this 1632-nucleotide messenger RNA. RefSeq lists its product as uncharacterized. Bases 1 to 1632 code for a protein of 543 amino acids. The transcript is spliced from 13 exons. Gene Ontology annotation, cellular component: lysosome. The record is from RefSeq and is a predicted model, not a curated record. Gene Ontology annotation, molecular function: cysteine-type endopeptidase activity. Gene Ontology annotation, biological process: immune response. Lineage: Eukaryota; Choanoflagellata; Craspedida; Salpingoecidae.
AUGGCGCUGUUCCAGACAGUCCUUGUAGCUGCCCUGUGCACGGCGGUGGCGCUGGCCGGUGCGGCAGCCCCCACCUACCCACAAUACACGGCUGAUAUCAUCAUCGAGCUCCCUUACAUUGGCCUUACCGAGCCGGUUUUCAUUGCCUUUGAUGGCCAUGCGGGCCGCAGCCGCGUCGAGUACUACAACGGUCCGUUCGUUUGCUCACACGUUGGCCUUUUCGCCCCAUUUGGCGCAGGCCAGGAUGAGGUGCCCGAGCACACAAACGAGCGCGGCAACUUUGAUGCCUGCUUCCUCACCAACGGCACCGCUGAUUCCCCCAUCGACGUCCUCAGCCUCAUCCCCGACCUGAGCGACGCCUAUUUGAUCGGCAACACCACGUACCGCGGCCAGCCCGCCAUCCACUACUCGUUCUCUUACACUGUGGGCGCCAAGAACAACCAAUACGACUUUUACUUUAGCGCCGUCUCCAACUACCCCCUUGGCUUUGAGAUGAUGGGGCACGAUGAUCUGAUCGGUAGCCACUACGAUCAGUACCGCGUCAUCUAUUCCACCUUCAAGCCUUCAGUCAAUGCCUCGGCCGCCUAUUUUGAGCCUCGUGCCGACUUGGACUGCGGUGACUUCCCGGGUCAGCACACGGCGCCGCUUUCAUCCUUGCACAAUUCAACUCUCAUUCUCAACUUUUGUCACGUGGACGCCGAGUAUGAACUGCACAAGGCCCAGUUCAACAAGACCUACGACGACGCUGUGGAGCACCAGCAACGCCGCCACAACUUUAUGCACAACAAGCGUUACAUCGAGAGCAAGAAUCGUGCCGGCCUCACCUACAAGCUUGCGAUUAACCAUCUUGCCGAUUGGCAUGAUGAAGAGUUCAAGGCCCUGCGUGGUACCUACAGCACUCCACAUCUCGCUGAAUCUCGCCGUUGCCCUCUUGAUAACUUGCAGCGUGAAAUGAUUCCCGAGGACAAAUCCAUGGCUCGUCCCACCUUCGUGGACUGGCGUGAGCAGGGCGCUGUCACUGAGGUCAAGGACCAAGCCAUCUGCGGCUCAUGCUGGAGCUUUGGUACGGCCGAGUCGAUCGAAGGCCAGGUGGCUAUUCAAAAGGGUAUCCUCCAACCCCUGUCUCAGCAGUCUCUAAUGGACUGCAGCUGGUCCUACGGCAACAACGCGUGCGAUGGCGGCGAGGCUUUCCGUGCUUACGAGUGGAUCAUGGAGAAUGGCUUCAUCCCGACUGCGGCCAGCUAUGGCCUCUACCAGGGUGCUGAUGGCGUUUGCCAUAGCAAGGGCACGACUCCUGGCGCAACCCUUGCCACUUACGUCAAUGUUACCUCAGCUGACAUGAACACUGUCCUGGAUACCCUGGCCACCAAGGGUCCUCUCGCCAUUGCUAUUGACGCUUCGCUGCGUUCUUUCAACUUUUACAGCUCGGGUGUCUAUUACGACGCGGACUGUGGUAAUACCACUGACGCUCUUGACCACGCCGUUCUGGCUGUUGGCUAUGGCACUGACGCAUUGGGCAACGAUUACUGGAUCGUCAAGAACAGCUGGUCCACGCACUAUGGCGACAACGGUUACAUCCUCAUGUCGCGCAAGGACAACAACUGCGGUACGGUGCAAGAGUGUUGUGACUGA